This is a messenger RNA of Oreochromis niloticus (Nile tilapia), 1365 nucleotides long. RefSeq names its product tripartite motif-containing protein 29-like. The record is from RefSeq and is a predicted model, not a curated record. Gene Ontology annotation, molecular function: zinc ion binding. Bases 613 to 1365 code for a protein of 250 amino acids. The transcript has 2 exons. Lineage: Eukaryota; Metazoa; Chordata; Actinopteri; Cichliformes; Cichlidae.
AAAAAACCCCCAAAACAAAACAGGAGCCUUGAAGAAUAAUAGUCUCCCAACUCAGGGAGAGAAAACACCAGGAAGCACAUGCCCAACAAGGAAUGAUGGGAAACUGAGACAAUAAACACAAAAGGUAAUGAGGCAAGAGGAAACAGGUGGAGCAGGAACAAAUCUGGGAUGAUGAGACAAGAGAAGUAGAACACAAAAUAAAGCACUGUGACAAAAGACUAUCAAAAUAAAACAGGAAGUAACUAUUGGAGACAAAAGACUCAAAGAUACAAAACUGACAGACCGGACACAGAGAAGAAAAAGGAAACAACAAGACACUAUACAAAAUAAAAGUUGAACAUGCUGAAAGCAGCCAAACACUGAAACAAAUACUCAAAGAAUAAUGAACAAUGAGACUGAGAACCAGGAUGUUAAAUAAAGACAAGAAUUUAAAGUUUGUAAUCGAAAACUGUGGAUCCAAAACCCGGGACCGUGACACAGGGACCAAACUCAAAUAUAUCUACAAGCAUCAUCAGGGGAUAGGCAGCUAUUUGCAUUUGUUGAUCUCAGUGAGGUCAUGAAAACACAGGACUUGAAUCAUCAACCUUUGUGUCUCUGCCAGAAAAAAAAGCCAUGAUGAGACCAGAGGAGCUCCUAAACACCCUGGAAGAUUUAACAGACAAUGAGUUUGAAGGCUUUAAGUGGCGCCUGCAGCAGGGCGAAGUCCUUGCAAGUCGACCAACCAUCAAAAAGAGCCGACUGCAGACGGCAAAAAGACGGGACACCGUGGACCUGAUGGUGCACACCUACACUCUUCCUGGAGCUGUGGAGGUGACCAGGAAGGUUUUAGAAAGAAUCUGCAGGAAUGAUCUGCUGCAGAGUUUGUCUGCCAACUCAGAGCAACAAGCUGCCGUACCAGGAGAGGUUCCCUGUGACGUCUGCACUGGAAGCAAACUGAAGGCCCUGAAGUCCUGCAUGGUGUGUCUGACCUCCUAUUGUGAGAUGCACCUGGAGCCUCAUCUGACAGCUUCACGUCUGAGAAGACAUCAGCUGGUAGAGCCUGUGGAGAACCUGGAAGGCAGGAUGGGUAUGAAGCACGAUAAACCUCUGGAGCUGUUUUGUAAGACUGACCAGACAUGUGUCUGCACGCUCUGCUCUGUUUUCAAACACAAGACUCAUGAGUUUGUUCCUCUGAGAGAAGAAUAUGAGGGAAAGAAGGCAGAGCUGUGGAAGACAGAGGCUGAAAUUCAGCUAAUGAUCCAGAAGAGACAACUGAAAAUUCAGGAGAUCAAAAAGUCAGUAAAGAUGAGUAAAGAUUCUGCAGAGAGAAAGCAGAAGGUUUGCAGGUGUUCACUGCUCUGCAGGAGUCUGCUGAGAGAGGAAUGA